Messenger RNA from Cooperia oncophora, 501 nucleotides. The record is from the annotation of a GenBank genome assembly. NCBI's taxonomy places the organism in Eukaryota, Metazoa, Nematoda, Chromadorea, Rhabditida, Trichostrongylidae.
AUGAAUCUAUUCGCCUUUUACUGCAUUGUCUACAAAUCAACGAGGCAGAUGGGCGCUUAUAAAUGGUAUUUGCUUGCUUACCAAGCGUCAUCCACUGCAUUCGACACUGUGUACACUGGUUUUAUAAUACCUGUAAUCUACUUCCCAGAAGCAAUGGGUUAUCCUGGCUCUUGGCUGGCAGUGACAUUAUCUAUCACUGGCCACGCUGGCGUAAUUAUGGUGUUUCUUACAGCUGCUCUACUUGUUGGUUGUAUUCUCAACCUAUUUAACUAUCGUUGUCACGUGGUUACUCCAAACCAUUACUUUUUCAAGAUAGGCAACAAUGGCCACAUCUACACGAGUUCUGCUAUAUCACUGACCUAUUUCAUAUCUUUAGCAGCUGGUUUAAUUGAUAUUUUACCUGACCAAGAAGAGCGUAAGAUAUGGGCUGUUAAGGAAUACCCUUGUUUGCAAUCUGUAAUAUAUGGACAGUCCACGUUUUACGGUCUUCACACUAAAUAA